CUGGCGUGGCACCGCGUGGGCGGAGUAACCGUAGACACGCCACAGCCUCCGAACCUCUCGAGUGAUUCAUUCGGUCGCCGGCUCGCUCCGUCUCCGCCGCCCUAUGGGCUCCGGGUCUCCAAUGGCACCUGCCGCGGGCUCCGAGCUGGGUCUGACCGUCCUCGCUCUUCUGCUUCUGCUGCCGGGUUCGGCCUGGGCGGGGCGGGCCGAAACUCACUCUCUUUCCUAUGACUUCACCAUCACUCCUAAAUUCAGACCGGCACCACGGUGGUGUGAGGUUCAAGGCCAGGUGGAUAAAAAGACUUUUCUUCACUAUGACUGUGCCAACAAGAAGGGCACGCCCUGUGGUCCCCUGGGGAAGGAAAUAAAUGGCACAAUCACCUGGAAAGAACAGAAAGAAACACUGAGCAAUGUGGUGGAAGACCUCACACAGGAACUACUCGACAAUCUACCAGAGAAUUAUACAGCCAGCGACCCUCUCACCCUGGAGGUCAGGAUGUCUUGUCAGCUUGAAGCCAAUGGGCACACCACUGGAUCCUGGCAAUUUGGCUUCAAUGGACAGAAGUUCCUCCUCUUUGACUCAGAGGAUAGAGAGUGGGCACUGGCACAUCCUAGAGCCAGACAAAUGAAAGAGAAGUGGGAGAAUGACAAGGAUGUGACCAAGUUCUUCCAUAACAUCUCAGUGGGAGAUUGCAGGAGAUGGCUUAUGAAAUUCUUGGUGCAUUGGGAGAAAAUGCUGCAGCCAACAGCACCACCCACCGAGGCCCCAGGCACAGCCCAACCCCUGGCCAGGGCCACCAGGUCCAUCUGCUGCAGCCUCACUCUGCUCCUCCCCUGCUCCAUCCUACUGGCUAUGGAAGCUACUCUGCCAAGCUCCUGUGAGCGUGGCCUGGCUCACACUCUCCCCUGUGGCCGCCACCUGUCCAGCACCUGCUGCUGGUGUCCAGACCUCCAGGAGUUCAAGCCUCCGCAAGUCCAGAGGCCGCCAGUGGCCACGAUGGAACUGCACAUUCCACAUCUCAGGGUUUUAUCGCUUCGUCAGGAUCCUGUUGCACUUUUCCAUGAAUACCAGCCUGUUUCUCUUGGACCGCAGGCCCAGAGCAGUUCCCGGGCUGCACUGCCAAGAGCCUACCCGUCCCCUGCUCCCCGGCUCCCCUGCUCCCCUGCUCCCCUGCUCCCCGAGGCCGCCGACUCUCCCGCGCAGCGCGAGGCACAGGCAGGUGCGUGGGCGGGGCCGCGUGAGCACGCGGGGGGCGGGGCCGCGCACGGAGGGGCGUGCCUGGGCGGGGCUCGCUGUGGCUCCGUCCCCGGCGCGGCCACUGUUCAGACCCCGGGUGCUGAACUACGCCGAGGCCGACCUGCCAGCACGCAGCGCGCGGGGGAGCCGGGCGGGGAGGCGCCGGGCGCCCGUCGGCCUCGGGCAAGGGAGAGGAGCGGUGCCCGGCCGGGCCAGCUAUGCCUCCGGCUGCUGCGGUUCCCGCUGGCGCCGCCGUGCCCGCGGCCUCCGGGACGCAGCCGGUUCCCGGAGGCGCUGAGCUCUGAAGCCGGGGCCUAG
Molecule: messenger RNA, 1555 nt
Organism: Propithecus coquereli (Coquerel's sifaka)
Lineage: Eukaryota; Metazoa; Chordata; Mammalia; Primates; Indriidae
Gene: ULBP2
Product: UL16 binding protein 2
Exons: 6
Coding region: 104-1555 (483 amino acids)
Biological process (GO): antigen processing and presentation of endogenous peptide antigen via MHC class Ib; antigen processing and presentation of endogenous peptide antigen via MHC class I via ER pathway, TAP-independent; immune response
Cellular component (GO): external side of plasma membrane
Source: RefSeq, a predicted model, not a curated record